Paracoccidioides brasiliensis Pb18 is the source of this 1638-nucleotide messenger RNA. Its product is annotated as histone acetyltransferase catalytic subunit HAT1. Gene Ontology annotation, biological process: subtelomeric heterochromatin formation. Gene Ontology annotation, cellular component: nucleus. The transcript has 3 exons. Gene Ontology annotation, molecular function: histone H4 acetyltransferase activity. The coding region runs from base 1 to 1638 and encodes 545 amino acids. The record is from RefSeq and is a predicted model, not a curated record.
AUGCUUGAUUUGCGAUACCUAGGGUCUUGCGAUGCAAACGAUGCUAUUCAGAUAUCCAUUGUCCAACCCGGCCAAGAAAAGCUUGCUACUCUCUCCACUUUCCAGCCCGAGUUCACAUAUCCAAUUUUCGGUGAAGAGGAAACCAUAUUUGGCUACAAAGGAUUGAUCAUUCGAUUGCGUUUUGCUGCGCAUGAUCUCAGAUCAAAUGUGCAUAUCUCAUAUGAUGAAAAGUUCAAGACAGUUGCCGACGUUGCUCCCGUGGAUCUAUUGAAGACACUGAAUCCCUGGCUGCCAAAGUCUUCGUUUGCGCCUCUGGAGGACUUUGAAGAAUCGGUUCUAAACGAUAAAUUUGCGAAAGACUUUAAACCCCCAGGAAAGCUUGUCCAUAGCUACACAAGCAAGCAGAGGAACUAUGAGAUUUGGGCCGGUUCAUUAACCGAUCCCGAAAUUCGGACUUUCCUCGAUCGCGUACAAAUAUUCGUCUCUUUCUUCAUCGAAGGGGGUACCCCAAUCACAACGGACGAUUUUGAAUGGACCCUUCAAAGGUGGACAGUAUACCUCAUUUACGAAAAGAGGGAUCCUCCCAAUCCCACAGCCUCACCAUACUCAUUCGUAGGCUACUCAACCACAUACCGAUGGUACUUUUACCUCGAAGACCCCAACAACAACAAUAAAAUACGUCAAACGCCAAAAAUCUUAGACACCCCCUUCCCCUACACAGAUGGAAUCUCCAUCUCCCAACUCCCCGCCCGCCUUCGCAUUUCCCAAUUCCUCAUCCUCCAACCCCAUCAGCAAUCCGGUCACGGCUCCCAGCUCUACCACACAAUCCAAUCCGCCUGCCUAACUGACCCCACCCUUCAUGAACUCACCGUCGAAGACCCUAACGAAGCCUUCGAUUACCUCCGCGACAUAAAUGACUACCACACCCUCUACCCCGAAUUCCUCAAACACAAAAUAUCCAUAAACCCCAACCCGUACCAACCAGACGACCAGGCACAACAGGGAGCUCCACGCCGCCGUCGGCCCCGCCUUAUGCCUACCUCCGCCCUCCUCCCAAUAACCACUCUCCGCGACCUGCGCACCCGCUACAAGAUCGCCCCUGUGCAAUUCUCACAUAUAGUUGAGAUGUACCUCCUAAGCCAAAUCCCAGCAGACCAUCGCGGCGCCAGCAAUACGAAUAUAGCGCGCCUGCUUGUGCAGAAGUGGCGCGCACCCAACGAGCAUGAUAGGCGGUAUUACUGGUGGCGCAUGCUGGUUAAGCAGCGGCUGUAUAAGCGGCAUCGUGACUUGUUGAUUCAGCUGGAUCGCGAGGAAAGAUUGCAGAAACUGGAGGAGACCUUGGGAAAUGUGGAAGAGGGGUAUGAUGGGUUGCUCAAGGCGUUUGGGGUUAAGAGGGGUGGUGGGCAGAGGGGUGGAAAAGAAGGUGGAGAUGAGGUUGAGGGGGAGAAGGAUGGGGAAGGGGAAGGAGAGAAUGGUGAUGUGGAAGGGAGCGGGAGUUGGGAGAGAGGGAAGAGGAAAUUUACUGUUCUCGAAGAUGAGGAUGAAGAGGGAGAAGAUGGUGGAGGGGAAGGGAAAGACGGGGAGGAUAGGCCGACAGAUGGAGAGGAGGUGCCUUCCGCGAAGAAAAUGAAGACUUGA